AUGGCCGAGGAGGAUGUUGCAGCGCUGUGUGAGGAACCCCAGGAGUGGAAGGCCCUGGCGGGGUACAUCCGGGGGCGGCGGGUGACGAGGGGGGGGAUUAGGGACCUGGUGAAGCCGCUGUACGAUCGCCACCGGGCCUGGCUUGCGCUCGCCGAAUCUCGCAUGGAGACGCACGGGCGUUACGUGACCGAGGAAGAGGAAGAGGAUGAGGAAGAGUUCAUCGACGAUCCCACCACAACGGCCACAACGUAUGAGGGCAGCACCGAGGGUGGGGACACGACGACGGGGAGCGAAUUGUUGAGGGAGAUUGGGAGCGACGACGAGUGA
Molecule: messenger RNA, 327 nt
Organism: Fimicolochytrium jonesii
Lineage: Eukaryota; Fungi; Chytridiomycota; Chytridiomycetes; Spizellomycetales; Powellomycetaceae
Exons: 1
Coding region: 1-327 (108 amino acids)
Source: RefSeq, a predicted model, not a curated record